Chelonia mydas (Green sea turtle) is the source of this 8537-nucleotide messenger RNA. It is a transcript of the gene PDE1A, whose product is annotated as phosphodiesterase 1A. The record is from RefSeq and is a predicted model, not a curated record. Gene Ontology annotation, biological process: signal transduction. Lineage: Eukaryota; Metazoa; Chordata; Testudines; Cheloniidae. The transcript is spliced from 14 exons. Gene Ontology annotation, molecular function: 3',5'-cyclic-nucleotide phosphodiesterase activity. The coding region runs from base 386 to 2299 and encodes 637 amino acids.
AUUUAAGACUUUGACCAGCAUGUGUAAGAAGUGUUCUCAUGGCUGGACUAAUCUAACACAUUUUUACCUGGGUAAAACUUGGCAAAGUUUCACAUUUUCUUUCCACAGUUGAAAGGAAUCCAGUACAAUUCCCUCCUUCGAUCAACUUGACUCCAGUGUUUUUGGAUAGCCUGCACGGUUUGGUAGUGCACAGACGUGCCUGUCUUAUGUGGCCUCUAUGGCCCUUUUUUGCUCUUCUGUCAGAGAGAGGGAGGGAGGCUUCCCCCAGCACCAAAAAAUCAUUCUGUGUGCUCUCUGCAGCACAGUAGCUAAGAACAAGUUUCCAGAUUACUCCCUGGGUUUUUUGGCGUUAUUUGCAGGAAGAAGUCAUCCCCCCCCCCUUUAAAUGGAUGAUUGUGUUACAAUCAAGAAAAAGCAUCUCCAAAGACCUAUUUUUAGACUAAGAUGCCUGGUCAAGCAACUGGAGAAAGGUGAUGUUAAUGUGGUGGAUUUAAAAAAGAAUAUUGAAUAUGCAGCGUCUGUGUUGGAAGCAGUUUAUAUUGAUGAAACCAGGAGACUUUUGGAUACUGAAGAUGAACUCUCUGACAUCCAAUCUGAUUCAGUCCCACUGGAAGUACGGGACUGGCUGGCUUCUACCUUCACGAGGAAAAUGGGGAUGACGAAAAGGAGACCUGAAGAAAAGCCAAAAUUUCGAAGCAUUGUACAUGCUGUACAGGCUGGGAUAUUUGUAGAAAGGAUGUACCGAAGGACCUCUAACCUGGUUGGUUUGGCAUACCCAGCAGAAGUGAUAGUAACAUUUAAGGAUGUUGAUAAAUGGUCAUUUGAUGUGUUUGCCCUAAAUGAAGCAAGUGGAGAGCACAGUCUGAAAUUCAUGAUGUACGAGCUGUUCACCAGAUAUGACCUUAUGAGCCGUUUCAAGAUCCCUGUGCCCAGUCUUAUUUCAUUUGCAGAAGCUUUGGAGGUUGGUUACAGCAAGUACAAAAAUCCAUACCACAAUCUGAUCCAUGCAGCUGAUGUUACUCAAACUGUGCAUUACAUAAUGCUUCAUACUGGUAUCAUGCACUGGCUCACAGAACUGGAAAUCUUAGCUAUGAUCUUCGCAGCUGCAGUCCAUGAUUAUGAGCAUACUGGGACCACAAACAAUUUCCAUAUUCAGACAAGGUCAGACGUUGCAAUUUUGUACAAUGAUCGUUCUGUUCUUGAAAAUCAUCAUGUGAGUGCUGCUUACAGACUUAUGCAAGAGGAAGAAAUGAACAUUCUGGCAAAUUUAACCAAAGAUGACUGGAGGGAACUUCGUGGCCUGGUCAUUGAGAUGGUCUUGUCAACAGAUAUGUCAGGACAUUUCCAGCAAAUUAAAACAAUGCGCCAUACUCUGCAGCAGACAGAGGGGAUAGACAAAGCCAAAGCCAUGUCUUUGAUUCUACAUGCAGCAGACAUAAGCCACCCAGCAAAAUCUUGGGAACUGCACUACCGGUGGACAACGGCACUGAUGGAAGAGUUUUUUCGACAGGGAGACAAGGAGGCUGCUUUAGGGCUACCAUUUUCCCCACUCUGUGACCGCAAAUCUACCAUGGUGGCUCAGUCCCAAAUAGGUUUCAUCGAUUUCAUAGUAGAGCCCACGUUUUCUCUUCUAACGGACUCAAUGGAGAAAAUUAUUAUUCCUCUUAUAGAGGAAGCUUCAAAGUCUGAAAGUUCUGCCUUUGGGACACCCAGCCAGCAUAGCUUGGGAGCACUAAGCAAUGCUGAUGCACAAAGAAGACCCAUUGUUAAAAGUACUACAAGUGAUGGAGGGACUUGCACAGACAAUUCUUUAGCAACUGUAGACCUAUCCAGCUUUAAGGACAACUUGGUGCAGAUCAUUCAAGAAAAUAAAGAAAGAUGGAAAGAGUUAGCUGUGCAAGAAGAACUUGUGAGAAAUGUUGGUGAACAGCAAAAAGACCAAAGCAGAAAACCCGCAGAUGCACAAUUACAGGAGGAAACAACAAGGACACAAAAUGAGAGUAGUCAGGGAAGCGAUGACACAACUUUACCAAGAAGCUCCACUCCCAGUUCUUUCGUCCUACAAGUUAUAACUUUCGACUGUCCUCCUAGCGCAUCCAGCUCGGAGAAAUUCACUAACUCUGAUCCAAACCAGAAAGAUCUCACCGAGGCACAGCAAGAAACACAGCCCACUGACCCAUUGAAUGGUAAUAUCUCAUCACAAAACACACCUCAGUCUAACGAAGUGGUGCAGGGUGGAGCUGCCGCCGUGUCUGUUACAUCCCUAUUAAGCUUUGACAUCCAUAAAAUGUCCGGUUAAGUAGUUGUUCAAGCCUGCAGUUUAGGAAUGGCCCUUUCUCAGGCAUAUGUAGAAACUGAAGUGUCAUCAAAUAAAAACCAUUUGACAUGAAUAAAUUUAACCUUUUUGAUAUUAAGUAUUUGAUAUUGAAUAGUAAAUGAUUUGGCCUAAAAUACCAAAAAUAUGAAAGUUGAACUCAUAUAAUUUAAAAAUAAUUUUAGAUAUGUAUUUGCAGCUAUAGAAGUUUAAGUUACUGGGAAAUUACAUAAACUCUGUAGAAACUGCUUCCCAUUUUCUUUUUGAAUAGGUAAUUCUGCUUUGGCUAUUACAGGGCUUCUCACUUAUUGUAGGCACUUAUGAUCAAAACUUCAUGAACCAAAUCAUUUGUACUAAAAAUGAAUACAACUUCCCCCAUUUAUUUUGAUCACUUUAAGCCGAUGUAAUUUGAUCAUUAAAUAGGUAUAAAAAAUUGCCAUUUCAGUAACAAGGAAGGUGAAAAUUUGGAAAGUUGAGGGGGAAGGGGAUGGAAUAGCCAAAGAAGAUCCAUGGUAAUGCAAUAUGAUGAAAAGGAAAAGGGUUUUAAUGACCUAAGCUGUGGUCUGCAUUCUGGUGAUCAUAUGAUCACCAUUGUCAAGGUGUCCAAGCGACAGUGGACUUGAUCUAAGUAGAAGGAAGGUACUGUGUGAUAUUCCAUUUUAACUUACAGACAGUACUGAAAUUGAUGUUAAAGUAAGCUUUAAAAGAAUGGGAUGUUGAGAAGAAAGUAUUACCUCUAACUCUUCCUCCUGGGCUGAGGAUCCGUCACAUCUUUGCAUGAGCCAUGAAGAUCCAACUCUCUCUCCUGGUGUAUUGUACAUUUUUAUGAUGGGCUAGAUUGCGUGUUCUCAAUCCAUCCUGAGUAAGAGGCAACACAUGACUGCAUUGCCCCAGGAGAGACCAGAGAAUGAAUUGGGGCUCUGAGCGCUACAAUUCAUCCCCUACUUUCCCCUUGUUCUGAGGGAGGAAUGUGUUACCUCACUCCAUUUCAUGGACCUGCUUGCUCCCCUCUCCCUCUACCCCUCCUCCCCCACAUCCACCCAGCCAGCUAUCAUGGCCACUGAGUGAUGGGGACAGAGCCAAAGCUCCUCCCAAUCCCUGCUCCUCACCAACUUAUUUGCUUACAGCAAUGUGUUUUGGGAGAGUAGCCCUUGUUCUCCACGGUGCAGCCAGGGUCAUAAUCUGAUCAGAGCUGAACAUGUAAGAGCCUUAUUCUCCUGCAGGUUAAGAAAAAUUAGUUAGAACCAAACAAAGUUGCUGCUUAAUUUUUCCCUGUGUCUUGUACGUUAGGGGCUUGAGGCAGUCGCAUGCUCUGUUCCCAGCUCAAACGUUGGAUAUGUCUUCCAUAAGGCUGAGCCUUGUGAGACUGGGAGAUGAGUGGCACUGCCUGGGCAGCAGUGCGUGGAAGUGUAGCUCAGCACAUCUCUCAAUUGUCCCUCAUCUUGAGAGAUCUCCCUCAUUUUAUCCCCAGCAUGACCUACACACACACAUUUGAUGGCCUUUCAUUUUUAUUGUUGAAACUUGUUCAUCAGAGUAAAGGAUCACAAAGCUGAGGUUCUAGACUGGAUUAUUCCUAUGAAAGGAAUGAAUCCCCCAGUACUUUGUUUCCUAAAUGAAUAUUUUUUCUCUCUUUCAUUUUGGGUUUUUGUCACAUGCUGCAUUUGGGCCUUGGCAGGUUGAAAAUGAAGUGCCUUAGAAAGGUAAAAUGCCGGCUAUGCACUAGAGGAGGAGCCCAAGGAGAGGCACGACUUGCUGUGCCCAUAAAAGAGGUAUAACAGCCAUCUUGUACUAAGGGUCAUUACUGCACCACCAGUGCUUAUUUCUGCAGCACCUAGAUGUUUCUUGGAGUUCUUCCAUCCAAACAUUGACUCAGUCAGAUCCUGGAUAGCUUGAGAAAUCUGAUCAGAUCAUGGAAUAAAUUGGCAAAGUAUGGUUGUAGGCAUACAGUUCUUGCAGCAUAAAUUCCACCUUUCUUAUGCAAUGAGCAUAUCAUUAUUUACGAGAACUCAGUGUUAUUGAAAGGAAAUCAUUCAUGUGGUAGGAAAUCCCCUGUAGGACAGGCAGGAUUUUAAGGCAUCAGGACUGCAGUUUAUGAAAUUGGUAAUUUACAUUUGAUUUUUUCUUCAUUGGAAUUAUUUACUUUCCAAAGGUCAAAUGGUUUAGAAAUUAUUUAUUUAGCUGGAAGAGGGCAGAAAAAAGAGGGUGUACAAAGCUGGAAUAGACCAGGGAAGUGUUUUGGGUUUGUUUGUAUACUUGUUUUAGAGAGAAAUAAAUAAUUAAGGGGCUAAAAAGGAAGGAAGUGGGAGGGCAAUAACUGAGUUUAAUGAAGCAGUGUGAAUAAUGUCAGUCAAGCUCCUGAACUAUAAGCCAGAGUUCAUAUGCCUAUAUCCUGCACCACUGAAUUAAAUAGUCCAUACAGAAGGCUCAUUUCUGUACAAACUGACCCUAGGACAUGCUAUAAAAAAAGCCAGAGGUAGGGACUUGUAAGCCUAAAGUCUGUCAUGGCAGUAGCAGCUUUAACUUAUCCUAUUAUUAGACUGUAGCAGCAGUAGUCACACCACCCUUUUAAGGUCCAGGUCACCUCCAGAGAUUGAUUUAUGGUCCAAAACAUAAAUUCUGUCUCCUCUAAUUUAUCUAACAGUGAUGCGUCUGAGCCUUCACAGUUAAAUGUCUGGCUGGAGCAAACAUCAGGGCUAGUGCUCCUGCCACAGGAAGCACAACCUCACUAGGUUAGAUUCACUACAGAUUUUCAGAUAAUAGUUGAACUGCAAUGAAGGUGACUUUAGAAACUAAGUGAAAUGGAAGAGGGCUCAUAUCCAAGUCUGCCAUCAACUGUUAAUCAUCAUCCCGCUAGCAGUGAUGGGAACAUAUGAAGGGUAUUGCUCAUUGCAUGCUGUUGAUAGACAACGUGCUAAACUAUAAUUAUUUUAGUGCCAUUCUGGGUUCUGAAAUUUACUUCUACUUCAUUUGGAAACUGUUCAUCCCAGAUACAAUGCAGGCCCGCCGACAGCAAUUCUGGGCCCUCAGGCAGAACAGUCAAUGGGCCCCCCAUGCACGCACAAGGCUUGCCAACUGUCUAAUCGCGCAAACCCAAAGCCCUUUGCCCUGCCCCCUCCCUGAGACCACACCCCUGUCCCAUCCCUUCUCUGAGGCCCUGCCCCUUGCUCACUCCAUCCCCUCUCCCUCCAUUGCUUGCUCUUCCCCACCUUCACUCACUCUCACCAGGCUGGGGCUGCGGGUUGGGGUGCAGGAGGGGGAGUGGGGUUGGGCUCUAGGAGGAAUUUGGGUCUACGGUGUGGGCUCUGGGUGGGGCAGGGAGUUGGGGUGCAGGAGAGGGUGCAGGGGUCAGCGCUUACCCUCGGACAACUCCCAAAAGCAACUGGUACAUCCCUCUGGUAGCAGCUCCUAAGCGGGGGGCCCAGGGAGUCUCUGCACACCGCUGUCCUCAGGCACCGCCCCUGCAGCUCCCAUUGGCAGCAGUUCCUAGCCAAUGGGAGUUGUGGAGUCAGUGCUCAGGUUGGGGGCAGCUCGUACAGACCUCCUGCCCCCGCCCUCAGGGGCCGCAGGGACAUGCCGGGCCCUUCCAGAAGCGUCUGGAGCGAGGGCAGGCAGGAAGCCUACCUUAGCCCCACUGCACCGCCAGUGGCCGGGGGCCCCCGAACCCUUUUAAAUCUCCCGGGCCCCUGGCAAAUUGUCCCCUUUGCACACCCCUGUCAGCAGGCCUGAUACACUGUAUGAAUGUGUUUGCUUAUUUAUUCAUUCAUUCAUAUGGAGCUAUUGGUGGAAAUAUCAUUUUAUACUGCUAUAAAACAAAUUCCCUGCUCCCAGGAUCUUACCAUCUUGAUUACUCUGAUUUGUCUUGCAAUGAGUGCAUCUAGAGCUAUUUUCAGACUGAACCACAAGAUUAUGCAGUAGGACGAUACAAUAUAAGGAAUCUGGACAGUCAUUUAGAUUGCAUUUAGCUGCAGCUUAAAUUUAAAUGCAUUGGGGGGGGCAUGCAUAGCAGGCAUUUCUGUAUCCAAGUUCAAUGAGUGAUCAGCUGCAGGCAUCAUACUGUGAGACUUCCUUUCAUCAAUCGAUGUUGAAUUUAGUCUCAGCCAUCUGCUUUAGUGAUUGCUUCCCUCCAUGUUCCAACAUAGAUAAAAAUCACACGAUGUAGUAGAGAGUUUCCAAUUUUCUUAAUUAAGAAGGAAUAUUGGAUAUUAGCAAAUCAUUAAAGUCAAGUCACAUAUGAAAUAGAAGUAAAUCCAUAAUUUGACAGCACUAUCUGUUUCAAAUGGAUUUGAUGUUUGUGUGCCUAGUUGAGAUUAGUGAAUAAAUCAAGAAAAAGAGUGAGAUUUUCAAGGCUGCCUAUGCAUUUGGAUGCUCAGUUCCCAUUAACUUUAUCAGAAAUUACUAGUUUAUACAAAAUAUUCUUGUUGCCUUCAGCAAGCUAUCAAAGUCAGGUAAUGUAUAUUCUGUGGGUGAGAUCCUGGCUGCACUGAAGUUAAAGGGAGUUUUCACCCUAGGUAUUAUUUGAAUUUUAUUUGUUUUCUGAUCACGAUAGUCUGGUUUAUUUUGUAAAUGUAAUGUUCCAUAUUUAUAUUUUUUUCUUUUUAAAAGGAAACCAAGAAUUAAAAUCUAUCAGAAGUACAAACUGGUCUAGUAAGUUACAACCACUGUUAGCCAGAUAUAAAAUGAAUUGGUUCUGCCCAGACUGAGGAGCUGCUAGGUAUUUUGACUACCAUUCUCACUUCAGAAAUGUGUGUGGUGCACCUACUAAACCAUUAGUCUGGGAAAGGAAUCACUUCAGCACCUCCUUUAAUUUUUCUUUACCAGUAACUCAGUCUGACUCUACCAUCUGUAGUUUAGAAAUUUUCCUGGCCAAUUCCAAUAUUUCCCAUUUUGUGAAUCUAAUAAACAGGAGGGAGCUCGUAUAAUUUGUGACUAAAGCCAUGUCUACACUGCUCUCCAAUUUGGAUUAUGAGGGUAUGAACUGCAGUGCACACCGAAGUGCUGUGCUGUAAUUCCCCCAUGUGGACCCUGUGGUCAUGAAUGUAAAGGUCCCUAAUUUGCACUAAUGUCGUCCUUUUAGGGACCUUUAAGUUUGUGCCUACACGGGAGAGUUACAGUGCAGCACUAGUGCGCCCAGCUUAGUAACACCCCCUUUUUCUGAACUGUGGAGCAGUGUAGACAAAGCCUUAGUCACCUUGCUUAGAUGUUACAGCUCCUUUUAAUCUAGCAGUGUGCUGUAGCAGGUAAAAAAGUUUCUAUGUGUAGUUCUCUGCUAAUCUCUACUGCGAUGUGGAAAACGUAUUACAUUUUACUGAGAUUGGCUGAAGUCAGUUACAUAUCUACAGAGGUGCCAUUGAUGAGAGAAAUAAAUAAACCCGGGUUUGAACUUCUUUGUAGCCGUCUGAUUUUACAUUUAUAUUGUUAUUAACUGUAUUACAGUAGUGUCUGGAAGCCCCAACUGAGGCCAUGGCUCCCUUGUGCUAGGCAUUGCACAAAUACAUAGCAAGAGGCAGACCCUGCAUGUUACCAGUGUACUUACCUAUGUAGAGUGUGUAACACUGUGUCAGUGCUAUCCAGAAAAUGGGCAGUAUGCAAAACUCCAGUCUGUGCAAUUAAAUUAAGAUUAAAUUAAUUUGCAACAUCCAAUACCAAAGGAAAUCCCAGCCUUAAAAAUAAAAUACUUUGCAUUUCCAUUUCAAAACUAUCAUAAUUCAAAAUAACCUCUGCACAUUAAAACUCGCAGACCAGCCUACAGUAAAUCCAUUCUAACUGGGGUGAAUUACCUUAUCCUGUCACACCCAUUAACGAAGUAUUUAGUGCAAAAAUAUAAAAUAAAAUAAAAUCUUGAUCUAUAAUACCCACAGUGUGUUGGGUCACUGUUGUAUUUCAAAGCACUGUUGAUUAUAACUGUGCUAAGUGAUUCUAGAAGCAAGCCUUAAUGGAACACAAAAUUUAACCAUUUAAAAGGGAGGAGAUAGAGUAAUCCUUUACAAAAGUCUUUCAGAAAUUGAUUUGCUAUAUAAACUAAUAUAAUCCACCAUCAAGAAUAUUUUAAGUGUGCAAAUGAACAACUUUCUAAUGCAACUCAUUUUCCGCUUUCUUGGUGUAUAUCAUAUCUAGAGUUUAUUGAAAAUUUUCAACUGGAAAAUUUCUUCACUGGAAAAUGUGGUUUCAUCACAGUCUGUUUUCUUGGGAAGAUGCCAGUUUCGUCAAAAUAUUUUAAUUUUCU